Molecule: messenger RNA, 5945 nt
Organism: Neoarius graeffei (lesser salmon catfish)
Lineage: Eukaryota; Metazoa; Chordata; Actinopteri; Siluriformes; Ariidae
Gene: fmn2b
Product: formin 2b
Exons: 20
Coding region: 1-4932 (1643 amino acids)
Biological process (GO): intracellular transport; actin nucleation
Cellular component (GO): cytoplasm; nucleus; endoplasmic reticulum membrane
Molecular function (GO): microtubule binding
Source: RefSeq, a predicted model, not a curated record
AUGGGCUGGGCUGGGGUGUGUGUAUGUGUGUGUAUAUGUGUGAGUGCUCUGGUGGCUGUGUUGAAGAUGCAGCCUGGGUGGUUGACGGGCUCCUCGGUGUCUGGGGGUCAGGAAACCCACCCCCGCCGUCCCCUCAGGAAGAGACUGAUGGAGGCUUUGGGUCUGGGCAAAUACCGCCCCUACUACGUUUCCCAUCAGCCCUUUAACGACAGUGAGGAGGAGGAGCAGUGCAUUGAAAAUGUCCUCAGGGUGCGCUCCCCCUCCCUUCCUGGCUCGCUCUGCAGAGUGAGAGAUGAACAGACUGAGGGGGGAGGGAGUGAGAGUGAUAGCGACCUACUGUUCCUCUCUCUUGCUUCAUCUUCCUCCUGCCAGCUUGUUUCCUCGUCAUCAGAAAGCGAGAACGUUUCGUGUGACAGUAAGGGCAGCUCACGCAAACGAAAGCGCAUACACACGCUCUGCAGCAGGCAUGGCCUGAGCUCACUCAGCGCCAUGGGCAACCAGGAUGCGAAGCCGAAGCGCUCGGCCCCCGUGGGAGAUGGAGAGAGCGUGGUGGAUGAGUGCAGUCACGCUGAUGCCACAAAGAAAGGACUUCACAACAAGAAAUCGCACAGCAAGCACAGCAAGGGUGGAGACGGAGGCAAGAAGAAAGGCAAGUCUGAGUCCAAAUCGGUGUUCAACAUCCGCAAGCGGAAAAACCUAGCCAAGGUUAAGGGCCUGCUCAGCAGCUCGCGUGAGGAUGCUUUAGACUCGCAGCAUGACGAGCUGGACACCAAAACACCCGAGCUGUCAGCGGACGAGCUCGGGCAAUCCGAUGCUGAGGACCAGAGACCCGUUCUGUCUGAUAAUAACAGCAGGCAGGAGACGCCGGACGCUCCGGAGAAGAAGGUUAGCUCCGGAUCGGAUACGGAUAUUUACAGCUUCCACUCUGCGGCUGAGCACGAGGACCUGCUGGCUGACAUUCAGCAUGCCAUCAGACUCCAGCAGCAGGGAAAAGAGUGGAAACAAAAUGGCAUCACUGAGGCUGAAAAUAAACAACGCUGCUACACCAAAUCGGAGCCGUUCACCAUGCUGGGGAUGCCACGCUGUCAGGAGAAUGGUCUGGAGACGCACUCUGAACUCAAGAGUGAUGCAGAUGGAACAAGAGAUGUAGAGAAGGAGAAUAAGAGAAAUGUUGAAGGGUGGGAGGAGGUGGUGAACAGCAAGAUCGGUGCUUCUGAUCCAUCCCUUUGUCCCGCUAUCGCCGUAGCAACUGGGACAAAAGAGCUGGAGGUAGCGCGUGACCCAGCCCCCUCCAUUGCCGAGGAGACCAUUGAGGAAACGGUUGGAAGGGUGGUGAGUUUACUCGCCAAGACAACCAGUGAGGUCAGCUUUCCAGACUUCACAGCUUCGUUCGAGAGUGCAGUGGAGGCCACGGAGGAGGUGGCGGAAGUUGAGAAUGUGGAUCUUCAGCUCCAAGAGGAAGACUCGAGUUCAGACACAAAACGGCCAGAGACUGGAGCUUCGUCGUCGUCGUCUCUGGACCAAGAAUGCGUCGUCUCUGAAGCUUCGAUCCCUGAGCCGACAGUAGAUGAGGAGGAGAAGGAUAACGAGGAAGUGGUGAAUGCAAGGAGGAACAGUAGUAUAUCACUACCGCAAUGGCUUCAGCAGGAAAGUCCUGUCGCCAAGCGGCACGUGAAACCCAACGUCCCAACAGCCGGCAGUCCAGCAGUCAAACCUUACCCUCCCAUCCACCCUUCAUACAUCAAAACCACCACGCGCCAACUUAGCUCACCUGUUUCUUCUCCUGUACUCUCGCCCUCCCUCAGCCCACUCUGCUCACGCCGAUCCCACGAGGCUCCGCCCACCACCAACACCAUCUCUGGCGUUCGGGCAGGACGGAGGCGCCCCAGACAACGGCAGCGCUCUUACAGCGUCACCGGACCCAUCAGUCGUUCUGCCGACUGGACCGAAGAGCUCCGUCCCCUUCCACCCAAAGCCGGGUCCGAGGACUUCCUUGAGUACAGAGGCUCGGAAGGGACGCUCCGGACAGAAGAGACGAGACGCGAAGCUGGUCGCAGGGCUUCAGCAGGACAAGCCUCCACCUGUAACUUUCAGGAUGUGUUCACAGGGCGUACUCUGUUGGAGAGGUUUUUCCAGCAGCAGGAGAAGUCAGAGUGUGAAGAAGAGGCGGAGAAGCUGUGCUCUCGAAUCCUGGCCAUGGGGCUUCUUCUGCCCUUCAGUGACUGUUUCGGAGAGCAGUAUGGAGGCAGUACGUCUCCCAUCACGCCACAGUUCAGCCAAGACCAGCUGUACACCUGGGCCCCGGUGAGUCAGCCGCCCCUGUCCCUGGAGCACUUUGAGGGGCGUUUACCGGGUCACAUCCAGUCUCUGUGGCCUCCAACUCGACCCGAAACUGACGAGAGACCAGGACUCAAGUACACUGAAGCGGAACACCAAGCUGUUGUGUGUGGGCUGAAAAAGCAGCAGGAGGAGGAAAUCCAGGAGAUUCAGGAGGAGUCCGUGCUGAACACUGUGCGCCUGAAGCAGGAGCACAUGACUGUGAUUCAGCAGUUGGAGCAGACGAUCGAGGACCUGCGCAGCAAGAUUGCGGAGCUGGAGAGGCAGCAACACCCCCUUCAGGACCAGGAUGUCGGUACACAGGAGCAGGAGUGUGGAGGGGAUGAGAGUUUCUUGCUGGAUGUGUGCCAUGUGGACCUGCAGACAGAGACCUGUGCUCUCCUUGCGUUAGAGGCCAAAUCAGUGCAGACUUCCCCUACAAACGAUAGCUUUAUAUUCAAAGUGCCUUCUUCAGAGCAGGGCAGCUCGGAGCAGCCUCUGCCUUCACUGAGUGAGCAGUCACUGGGAGUGGUGACAGAAUCUCAGCCAGCAGGGACUGGAUCUCCAAAAGCAGGACAGUUUGUGUGCACGUGUCAACAGCAACAGUGGUCUCCACCACCUCUUCCACCCCCAUUGCCAGGUUUACCUGUACUACCACCUGCUCCACCUUUACCUGGAGUGUCCCCACCACCUCCACCUCUCCCUCUGCUAUCAGAGCCCUCUAUUCCCCAGCCCCUACCUGCUACAACUUUACCUCCAGAACCCCCUCCACCUUUACCUGGCCAAACUUUAUGUCCGCCGCUGCCACCUCCUCUACCAGGGUCAGUUGUUCCACCUCUGCCUGGCCAAGCUGCAGUUCCACCUCCACCUCCCCCACUCCCUCCACCUCUGCCUGGCCAAGCUGCAAUUCCACCACCACCUCUACCAGGGCCAGUUCCACCUCCCCCACUCCCUCCACCUCUGCCUGGCCAAGCUGCAAUUCCACCACCACCCCCCCCUCCACCCUUACCUGGAGCAGGGGCUCUGCCACCACCCCCUCCACCCUUACCUGGAGCAGGGGCUCUGCCACCACCCCCUCCACCCUUACUUGGAGCAGGGGCUCCGCCACCACCCCCUCCACCCUUACCUGGAGCAGGGGCUCCGCCACCACCCCCUCCACCCUUGCCUGGAGCAGGGGCUCCUGCACCAGUACUCCCAGGUACCUGUGGCCUCCCUCUUCCCAGCAGUUUGGGAUCUCUGCCUCCUCCACUUCCUCCUGGACUGUGUGCUCUGGCUGCAGCCCAAGAGAAGUCUCCUCACAAGGGACUGGUGGAGCCACCACAUCCCAUGAAGCCCCUCUACUGGACCCGCAUACAGCUCCAUGCCAGAAAAGAAGCGAGCCUUCUGAUUUGGGAGAAGAUUGAAGAGCCCUCUGUGGAUUUUGAGGAGUUUGUAGAGCUCUUCUCCAAAACUGCAGUGAAGGAGAAGAAAAAGCCCCUCUCGGACACAAUCACCAGGUCGAAGACCAAACAGGUGGUGAAGCUGUUGAAUAACAAGCGUUCUCAGGCUGUGGGGAUUCUCAUGUCCAGCCUCCACCUCGACAUGAAGGACAUCCAACAUGCGAUUCUAAACCUGGACAACACCGUGGUGGACCUCGAGACAUUACAAGCCUUGUACGAGAAUAGGGCUCAGACAGACGAGGUGGAGAAGAUCGGCAAGCACAUCAGAUCAACCAAGGAGAAGGAGGGAGCCAAACCUUUGGACAAACCUGAACAGUUCCUGUUCCAGCUCUCCCAAAUUCCCGAGUUCUCAGGAAGGGUCUUUUGUAUUCUAUUUCAGUCCACGUUUUCUGAAUGUAUUUCCUCCAUCCUGCGCAAACUGGAGAUCCUACAGCGAGUGUGUAAGAAUCUGCAAAGUGGUUCUGGUGUGAUUCGGAUUCUGGGUCUGGUUCUGGCCUUUGGAAACUAUAUGAACGGAGGGAACCGAACCAGAGGACAAGCAGAUGGCUUCGCACUGGACAUCCUGCCGAAGCUCAAAGAUGUCAAAAGCAGCGACAACACCAGAAGUCUGCUGUCUUACAUCGUCUCGUACCACCUACGCCGCUUUGAUGAGGAUGCUGGCCGGGAGACGUGCGUGUUUCCUCUGCCCGAGCCACACGACCUGUUCCAGGCGUCUCAGAUGAAGUUUGAGGAUUUUAAUAAAGACCUGCUGAAGCUGCGAAAAGACCUGCGAGCAUGCACUGCAGAGGUGGAGAAGGUGUGUAGCGUCUCCUCUGAAGAGAACCUGCAGCCCUUCAAGGACCAAAUGGAGGAGUUUGUGAGCCGAGCUAAACAAGAACUGGAGGCCCAAGAAAGCCAGCUAAAAGAAACUCACAAAAUGUUCCUGGAGUUGACAGUGUUGUUUUCUGUGAAGCCCAAGAGUGGCGAGAAAGAGGUUUCGCCCAACACAUUCUUCUCAGUGUGGCACGAGUUCUCCACUGAUUUCAAAGACCUGUGGAAGAAAGAGAACAAGCUGAUCUUACAGGAAAGGUUAAAAGCAGCAGAGGAAUGUUUUCGGCAAGCCAAGGAAAAAGCCACGUACAGCGUCAAACCCAAGCACGCCUCUGGAAUCAAAGCGAAGCUGGGCAUGAAGAUCUAACAAACUGGACUUUUUAAUCUUAAAGCUGAAAAACCCCUUACAGAUCAGCCGCGAGGUAGAGCACAUGGACUGCAGACAUUGGAUAUUUUCUGUAUUUAAAAACUCGUACUCCUGUAUCACUCGCUCUUUCUCGCACGCACACCAACACACACACACACACACGAGUAAUGUAGCAGCCCUCAAAAUGUUCAUCAACAUGCAUACAGGAAAUGUCAUGUGAUGUCACAUCCUUUCAGAGUGUUUUGCUCCUGAGUGAAUUGCUGAGUAUGUAAAGUGAUUCGUGCCAUGUUAAGGGGAGGAGAUGAGACACGUGGUACGAGUGAUGAAAUUAAAAGGAAAUGAAGCUUGGUAAAUUGCAGUAUUUUGUCUGAACCAGUCCUGCAUUGCCAUGGAUCACCAGCAGAAUGACAACGCAAACGCUUCAUUUUGUUUAGGCCAGUUUCUCAGAUAAAAAUGAAGGCAGUCAUUUCCUUCCUCAUCAGUGUAAUGCUUAAAAAACACAAAAAAAGACACAAAAAUAACAAAAAACAAACCAAAAAAAGCUUUUCAAGUGGUUAACUGUACCGAAGCUGUACUGUAGACUUUUUUUUUUUCCUUCUUCCCCUCCCCUUCUGUCCUGGAGUUCCUUUAUCAGGAACGAUGCAGGUGUUGAUGGUAACAUGUUCUGUCAGUAUAAGUGGCUUCUCCAGAGCUCUGUAAAGGACCGCACAGGAUCCGCGAGCUCAAACGAGUGCACACACGAACGGAGAUUAUCAGGACACAGGAGGACGUUUGAAGGACGAGCGUUCACGUAAACGAGAGCGAAAUCAGCCUUAGUGAUGAUCAGGUACAUGCAUUGUUCUUCCUUCAGCAGACAUGGAGGUAUUACAAUUACAGCUGAAGCUGUGGAGCUGUGUUUAACCUGUACAGGAUCAUGGCAGAAAAAUGUUUAAUAGGGAUUAUUUUUUAAAUGGCAACGUACAAGACUUGCUUAAAAUGUAUUUAAAAAUGCCAUUAUUUUAUCUAAUAUAAAC